GCGCAGAUGAACAGCAUAUGCAUUUUUUGACGACAACUCGCUUCUCCCGCGACACCCGCCCUGCUAAGCUGUCCUCCACUCAUUGCCAGUAAACAUUGCCACAACCAAAGCCACUCAUCAAUACAGAGGCUUGACCUCGACCGCACCUGGGGGAGCACGACUGGUCGGGAUGGCGUCGCUGGUAACUCAGCAUGGGGCGUACCUUGUACGCAAUACGCAGUACUCCCACGAUGUACUCCGUACAGCGCAAGGCCAGUGGUUACAGAGCAUACUCCGUACGGGGGGGUAGGCGUGCAAACCUGGUUAUCUUGGGAUAUCCUCUCGCGAGCGAGAAACGAUGUCGCCGUCGGAAUUGCCCCAUCUGCUUGGCCUGGUACCUGCUCCGUAUAGCCUGGACGUAGGAGGGACUCUGUACAGUACUUGUACUGUAGGUAUUUUUAUGUGCGGCUACGGCCUCCAGCUGCCUGCCAUGACUGAAGAUGCCCCCUCGCCCGUGACCCCUUCGUGACCUCCACCUCCGCGUCCUGCAAAAAGGUGGUUCUCGAUCGUGUGUCCAGCUUGCGGUGUUUUCGAGAGCAACGUACGUAGGAACUGUACCGAGUAUUUGGGCUGUAGUUUCUGUCCUUCACAGCUGUGCUUCGCCCUCGCCUCACGCUCUCCCCUUAAGCAGGAGCGGUGGCGUGAACACACCUGCUCUGCCCUGACCAAGAGAGAAGAGAGAUACCUCUCCUUGGAUGCCCUCAUCCCAACAACGUGCUGUGAGUGUUGAGGUAAUCACAACCACCAGUUUUCCAAUCCGACGCCGCUCCCGACCAGAACCCCAUCACAUCAACAACCAGCUGUCAUAAUCCAAACUAGCUCUCUAGCCUCUAGCUCUAGCUCUAGCUCUCCAGCUAGCUCUACUCGGCAGGCACAGGCCCAGACCCCCCCGAAGGCGCCUUCCCUCCAUUCCAAGCCUCGAGCGGCACUACGAAUAACUUUACCAUACUCCGUCUUCUACGGCAUACAGGCCAUUCCCGACGCACCGUAGACGGGACCAAGCAAAUCUAAAGCCGGGACAACACCACAAUGAUUCUUCGCCUUGCUCACCGCGCUGUAUUUUGAGGGCAUCAAGAGCUGCUUCUCGUUGCUACUUCUACUAGCUAGACUUCCUCUCCCAGGACCAACCUCGCCGGACCCUGAUCAGAUCAACCUCCUUGGCUGUCUCUGGGACCACUGGCACCAUUGGCACUUCCGUCUCGUCAUUUUCCAGAAGAGCUUCUUUCUUUUCUUCUGCUCCGGCAAUCUCAUCGGUCUUGGGCCUCACAGGGAGUCCCUAUAUGAUACUGAUUGGUAUGAUCUGCUAGAUCGGCAGCCUCCUUGCGGUCUUUCCAUAUUCAUAUCCGCGACGCCAUCUUCUCGAAACCUGCACCCACUCACCGCAUGAAAGGAAAAUCUGGCCGCCUCUGUUUGGAGAACCGGGACUUGGACCUCGACACGCCCGGGACAAGGACAUUCGAGUGUUGGAGGAAGUGGGAUAAUAGACACCCAGACCAGAGCACUCCCGAGGACCUUCUCUCUCUCUCUUUUGCUCUCUCUUGCGCUCUCUCCCACUCCCUCUCUCUUUUUCCCUCCAUCUUGCAGCCACACCGGUCCCCCACCCAGAUCUGAUCGACCGUGUUUCUUCCUCUUUCGGCGCCAUUAUUGCGACUUACUCCGGAUUCCUAGACACACCCACUCGCGGCGAUUUCAGCAGAUUUCAGCAGAUAUCAUAUUCUCGGAGGUUCUCGUGUAUCCUUCAAUUCCAACCUGGCUCGAUCUAGAAAACGAACCAGCUAGAAACGAAACGAGAAAACGUUGACGUUUACACAGAAGCCGAAGUUUGACAGUCCUGGGCACUUGGAGCUUGCGUUGCUCUAUUAUUGACACUUCCGUGCCGCUACGCUAAAACAACCAUUCGCUUGUGGUGACCUCUUUCAGUUCACUCCUCCAACCCCCAUCUAACCAUCAGCCGCUUUGCACGCGGCCACGGUCGUGGAGUAAGGUGAGGUGGAGAGUCUGCCCGGACUUGGCUCCAGCUUCUAGAGGACUCAAUCAAGGCGUGUCCUGCGCGUUUGCUCCACUACAGAAAAGAGAAAAAGAGCUGCACCGGGCUGGGCUGCACGGCACUUUGACCCCACUCCCUCCCUACACCCCUCUAAAUGUGAGUGCUCUUGCUAGCUCCCCUUAGCUUCUCUUAGCUCCUCUUGCACCCAAUUCUUCAACCACCCCCCCUUGCAUCCCUGCAUCAAGUCAUCUGUGCACAACAUCUCGCGCCAGAAGCACACCCACGCCUCGUCUCCAACUUCAACUUCGCAUGUGUACAUAUGCUUGCCUGUUUACACCACCUUUUCUACACCCCCAGUAUCUCGUUUGGAAAGUCACCGGCACUUGCAAGCAUGACCGUGACGACAUAACCUAGUCGACUAACAAGUUCUCUUCCAGUUCGCAUAUUCGGGUGGCUGCAUAACCUCUGGGACCCGGCCAACUCAAGUCGAACGUCAACAGCUUCAAGUCUUUGUCUUGUUCGGUAAGUACAGCUUUUCAAAUCCCACUCGGGCCUCCAUCGAUCCAGUUCCCUCUUUAUCAUUCUGGUAUUAUCGACCAGCUGGCUGACCCGUCCCACUCACUCAGCACCAAUACUUUCAAUACUUUAUUCUCCAGUUUCAUACUUCCGAGACUCGAUCCUUGCCCGUUCACGUCUUCUUGGUUCUAACUUAGUAUAUCCGGCAACGAGACGUCCAACAGAAGUCCAGCAACUGAAGCAUUCAAUCCCAACGCUCCUCUUUAACUUCCCAGCAACCAUCGUUAGUCCAAGCCAUUCAAACUUUAAUAAAACAUCCGACAGAGCAACUGGGCAUACAGUUCUGCACUUGCCUUUUACUUGAUCGAGGUCUAACGCAAAACGACUCCACCCGACACGAUUGUCUGGUCUCUCUCACCCUGGAAGUUGUGAGAUAGAAGCAUUCAAGAAGUUGUCUUUCCGUUGGAAGUCUACGACAGUCUCGCAUACUUAGGAUCUGCUUGGUGGUCAUCGCUCGUUAUUUCCCCUCCGGUCUAAUUGCAACCGCCAAACUGGCAUACUCAAAUUACGGUUCGCUUGGGGUAAGUUGCCUCUCGUCCCUAAAAUUGGUUGUUGCCUAUGGCUUCCCGCGCGUCCUUUACUGACUCACCUGCUGCAGCCUGAACAUUUCUCGUCCCAUACGCCCAUUAUUGUGGACGAGUCAUAUCCCUCGCCCGAGAGUGCAGCAUUUCACGAAGAAGGGUACGAGGGAGCCCUUGUGGCUAGGGUGCACUCCCCAAAGGAUCGUUUCCCUAUGUCUGCCUACGGGAAACCUCCUCAACUUCAUGGUAAGUGGGUUCUUGAUUCCAAUCGUCGGUCAGUGAUCCAAAGGUUACUGAUGUCCAAGGUAGGCUAUGAUGCGUCGCGAACUUAUCCUGAAGGUUCGUUUCCAUAUGCAGCGCCUUCCUACGGAUCUCAGCCUGGUCCAUCUCCAGCCUCAACGCCCGGAUUUCCCAACCCCGCCCAAGUGACACCAAUGACAUUUCCAUCUUCACAUAGUCGGGCACCUUAUGAUGAUCAAUCGGGGCCCUUCUUGAAUGUCGGCUCUACGCCAAAUCUCGAGGUAACUUCAUUCUCGCCCACGAGAGGUUCCGGGGAUACAAGAAUUUAUGUUUACAUCACUUCUCUUUACGAGCUGCUGACAAGCAAUACGCCGGUAUUCUUUCUGAACUUUGGUCAAUCCAAAUGUCAGGCAUCAAUCUCGAAGUCUAACCAGCAGGGUGGGGUUUGCCAGUACACACUUUCGGCCAAUGUGCCGGAUUUUGCGGAAACGAACUGGGAUGUCCCGCAGGUACCCAUUGAGAUGCUCAUGGAGAGUGGGGACGGAGAUGUGAUGGCCAAAACCAGCGUUGGCAGUUUUACCUAUAUCAGCUCCAUACAAAGUGCAAAUGAAGGACAUGACCUUUCCAGGAAAAGAAAGGUAUCUGCCGACUCCCCGAAUUUAAUGCAGAGCCCCGUGAAGAGGUCUGCAUCACAACUCUUGCGACCUAAAGAAGAGUAUGGAGGAGGCUAUGGCUACAGCCAAGCUGGUGAUGGAAGUUCGUCAUACUCGUCAUAUUUACCAACAAGUCAUUCCUACAGCAGUAUUGUCCCGCAAUACCAGCGAGCAAUACCCGGGUUUCAUUCGCAACCAUCAUCAAGACAUCUGGGAUAUGGUUAUUCAAAUUCCUCAAAUGCCUCCCCCCCAACUCACAAAGCCCCCUCGCCACAAGUCGGAACUUGGAAUAAUGGUCCUUACGGAUCUUCCAUGGGGAGAAGUCAUGGAGGGAUGAAUCGCUCAUCCUUGUCAGCGCUUCCGUCACCCGCUUCAUCGGCAAAUCCAGCCCUGAUUAGAACAUCAACACUGCAGAACACCCCCAGCCCUGGAACCACACCUCAUGGAUCACAUCCUGGUCAACCUUUUAACGCGUACACCAUUUACCCGAAUAAGGCGAAGCUUGAAAUCAACGGUGAACUCACUUCCAUGCGAGAUCUAUGGUCAGAAGAAGAAAAGAACGCAAAAAGAAGACUGGUAGUGUUCCGAAGGUCACAAUCAGGGAGCACAAUCACCACUACAUUUCAACCUGUGACCCCUGAAGAUCGAAACCCAUCCAGUAUUUGCAUUAGUUGUAUCUUCUGGGAAGAGAGAAAUGAAUAUUUUGUCACCAGCGUGGACACCAUCUACCUCCUGGAGCAGUUAAUCUCAGAACGUUUUACGGUUGAGGAGAAGAAUCGGAUCCGAAGGAAUCUAGAAGGAUUUCGUCCCCUGACGGUGUCCAAGGGAAAGGCCGAGAGUGAAAAGUUCUUCCAAGUCAUCAUGAAAUUCCCAACCCCCAAGCCUCGCAACAUCGAGAAAGACGUCAAAGUGUUUCACUGGAAAGAUCUAGCGUCGGCCCUCAAGAAGAUCGUCGGUAAAUAUGUGAGUACCUGAAUGUUUUACAGUUUGCCGUGGAAGUUUUGCUAAUUGAGAGUCAGUCUGCCAGUCCGGCUUCGAUCCUGACGCCUGCCAGUUCGAGCGGUUAUGCUCCUGAAGGAUCAUCUGCCGGCAUCUCUUACGUUGGAGAUCAUCAUGGGGCUCUCUCACCACGAUCGAUCUCAGGGUCGACAAGUUCAACGGGCUAUGCGGCAAACAUUCCCGCGCGAGUGCUCUCGCCUCUAAGCCAGAAGACGAUGUCCUUGACGGGUGGUCCUCCUGAUCUUCGCGUGGGCCUGCCCACCCACCCCCACGAGCCGUCUAAUCAUUGGCAAGGGGGCGCGCCGCAUCACAUGCAGAGUUCGCAGCAGCAGUACCCACAGUUGGGCCCACCGCAGAACAGUCGAGGUUCAUGGGAUAUGUCGCCGUAUCUCGAAAACAACGCCGCGAACACUACGGGCGGAGCUGGUGCUUCUGGCCCCCCUCACCAUCAAGCAUUGAGCCAACCGAUGAAUUACAAUCGCAACGUUGCGGAUACUGCGGUGACCGGGGGAGAGAGCCGGCUUCCACGAAGUCUCUCACAGCAGCAGCAGCAGCAGCAACACCAGAGUCACCAGAUGCCACUCUCGCGAUGAUGUUUGCAUGCCGUCGGCUGAUUGGGUGAGGAACCAUGAGGGGGCCACUGGGGGGGCUCGUUUGAGGGUGUCCUGCACGAAUCAUUGGUCAUGCGCCACACAAGCCACCCCGCGCUCCCAACCCUAGUUUUUCUCGUAUCCCCUCAUACGCGCAGCCCAUACUACACCACCAUCUGUGGAUAGCAUCAAGCCUGGUCGCUGCAAUACGCCCAACGCCAGAAGACGUUAUCAGACGUACAACCUCCAUCAAGCUUGGAUUGACUGGUCGUAUUUUCCUGCACCCUUCAGAUCAAUUGCCCCGUUUUGGAGAUACAUCCUCCAUACUCAUCUGGCUGGCCGUCUGGGCAGUGCAGUGGGCAGUGGGCACGCCAAUGCCAUCCAUGACGCCCUCGUCGGUCUACAUCACAACCUCCUCGACACCCUCUUCCACCAUCGUGAUCCCUGUCAACAUCUUAUUGCUUUCAGCCUACCAAUUCCCAUGUUCCCUUCAACAAGCACCUAUACCCUCGGCUUAAUCAAUUCUCCGUUCCUUGUUCCCUGUUUCCUUCCCGCAAUCAAUACCUGCCUGUUUUAGAUAUCCAUCUCUUGUUUUGUUUUGUCUUGUAUGUGGGUCGGGGGUUCCCGCAUAUGCAGAUGGGGUUUAGGAGUCUAUGGGGGUUCAGAUGAGCAUUUCAAGGAGUGUGGUGUGUGUGAUGGUGCAUAUUUCAUAAUGAAUUUUUGGGGAAUUUUCUUGAUUCGGACACUAUUUUUUUUAUUGCAUCACCGAUCGGUGGGAAAGAUGCCUUCUAUUUUUUUUUGCUAAAGCUAUAGUGAAGGGACUUUUACGAAAAAGUAUUUACCUUGAAUGCGACAAGUGUAAAGCAAAGCGUGUGUGUUUGGUAUCUCUUUUUUUUCUCCUUCGCUUGUUUUAUUGUUUUGCGGUCAGAAGGCAUGAGUCAAUUUGCAUGGUGAUUAAUCCGGGGCACUGAGUACCUCCACUUGGGGAUAAUGAGCACAUGAUGGGAAAAUCUUUUCUGAUGGGGGGAAUUGAGGGAUAGCAUGAG
Hymenoscyphus albidus is the source of this 6651-nucleotide messenger RNA. NCBI's taxonomy places the organism in Eukaryota, Fungi, Ascomycota, Leotiomycetes, Helotiales, Helotiaceae. The record is from the annotation of a GenBank genome assembly.